AUGACAGUAAUGUCAACAUCAGAGAACACAACAACUGCUAUCGUUCAUGAAGACAUAAAUGAAGAAUACGAGUACAUACAAUAUAACAAACAACUUCGCCUCAUUCGUUCGGUCAAAGAUGACAUGUACCAAAUGCAAAGUAUAAUGAAUGCUCUUCGUUCUACAAAGCAAGCAUAUCAUUGGUUUGAAAACCAACAGACAAAAGAACUUUUAGAAGAAUUUCCUCAUAUGAUUGCUUCCCUCGGAAAACCGAGAGAAGAGAUUCCGUAUGAAAAUCGCAAGAGGGUAGAAAACAUGUUAGAAAAGGUGUUAGAUCUAACAUUCUAA
Trichomonas vaginalis G3 is the source of this 327-nucleotide messenger RNA. RefSeq names its product KilA, N-terminal/APSES-type HTH, DNA-binding family. The record is from RefSeq and is a predicted model, not a curated record. NCBI's taxonomy places the organism in Eukaryota, Parabasalia, Trichomonadida, Trichomonadidae. The coding region runs from base 1 to 327 and encodes 108 amino acids. The transcript has a single exon.